This is a messenger RNA of Zymoseptoria tritici IPO323, 723 nucleotides long. RefSeq lists its product as uncharacterized. The transcript has 3 exons. Bases 76 to 702 code for a protein of 208 amino acids. The record is from RefSeq and is a predicted model, not a curated record. Lineage: Eukaryota; Fungi; Ascomycota; Dothideomycetes; Mycosphaerellales; Mycosphaerellaceae.
UUCGUUGACACACUCCAAAGCAUUCUUACCACCACAUAUCCCGAUCGACAGGACACUUCAUACACAACAGCCACCAUGCAGUUCUCACGCUCUUUCCUCGUCGCGCUCCUUAGCGCUCCCUUCCUCGCUUCGGCGGAAGUCGCAUUUACCCUGAACAGCACCUUUGCGCCCACUGCUGGAGAGCCCGUUGAUCUCACUUGGUCAGGAUCCUCCUCUGGAACUGUCACGCUUGUCCUGCGCAACGGAGCCAGCAGCGACCUCAACAAGGGCACCGUCAUUGCCGCCGACGCUCCCAACAACGGCGAGUACACCUGGACGCCUGACGCGGAUACCGUUCGCGGCUCCGACUACGCUCUUCAGAUCAUCAACAACGCCGACCCAUCCGACAACAACUACUCGGCCUACUUCGUCCUUGAGAGCGACAACACUGUUCCUUCUCAAGCGUCUACCGUCUCCAACCCUGCCUCGACUUCCCCGCCUAGCUCGACUCUCUCUGGUUCUUCCACCGGCUCAAUGUCCACUGGCAGCAUGACCCGCUCCGCCUCAAUGACCGGUACCGCCUCAAGAUCGAGCCAGACCGCCACGACCAACAGCGACCUCAACGCCGGCGGUCAGACCAGCUCCAUGCCCGCUGCUGGUGCUCGCGCCACUGCUGCGGUCGGUGUCCUCGGUGCCGUCGCUCUUGCCGCCAUGGCACUCUAAGUUCCGAGCGAAUGAUGCGAG